GGUCUAAGUGGUUCAUUUAUUAUUAUUAUAUUUUAUUAAAGACACUUUACCAUAUAAGUUGGCAUUCGUGUCCAACGUGGUUUAUGAACAGCCCCUAGGUAACCAAUAAGAAUUAAAACAAGCUGUGUUGAAGAAUUUAAUCACAUUCCAUCUGCUUACUGGUAGCAGUUUGACUGCAAAACUGUCAUAAAUUAGCAACUAAACAGCUAGUUAAAAUUUGACAGUAGUUGCGUAGCCUUUUCUAGUCUGUAAACAAAAAAAUCUGUCCAUUACUUCCGAACUUGCUUGAAUUAUCUCGUUUUGAAGAGCAAAGUGAGAAUAAAAAUUGAACAGGAGAAAAAGUGUGCAAUUCUGAACAUAUUUUUAUUUUCAUUUCCGAUAGUCUGAGGGAUAAGCAUUAAAUCAGCCGCAUAUUGGGCCAAAACCUGCAUUUAGGCUGCACUUGAGACGCUUAUUAAAUGACCUGCUGUAAAGGUGCAUUUUAUGAGAAAACAAACUGUUGGCACAGCCCCGUACCACCUUUCGACAGCGCAACCAUUGCGCAGCAUACGUUCCACACAGGGCAAGACAACACCGGUGGACGGAUGAACGGUGUGCAGAGCAUAGAUGUCAGAAGGUAUGUUGGGGAGAGAGAAAGUGAGAAGGCGAAAUGUAAAUAAAAUCAUAAACAAUAACAGAAUGAAGAUUAUCAAAAUGGUUCAGAUCUUUUUUGAAGCAAAAAGUACAGUUUGAAGUUGAGUAAGAGUUAGUGAAAUAAUUUGCGAAUAGUGCGAUUAGUGCGAGUAGUUUUUGAGGAAAUUGCGAUUCCAAAAUAAAUCUAGAGGUAAGGUUGAUUUGAGGUAAACGUAGACUUGUUUCUAAGAGUAUUUUGGUGAUAGGUGAAAUCGCCGUCGAUCAGACCGUAAGCCGCCAUACCCGUGGGAAAACCCAGGAUUACUGAAGAAUACUAUAAAAUGUAAGUAAAGAUAAUAGAUAUAGCUAAAAAGAACGAUAAGUAAUGUUGCAAAAUUGUUUAUUCUCCCUGUUUAAAAUAAAUGGUAAAUAUAGUUUCAAGCUGUUGCAAAGUAAAUUGCCUGCUUUGAGAAUUGGUUUUCAUUAGGGUGGUCCAUAAAGGAACACAAACCAUCAUCCGUAUUGAAAAACUCGAAGGCAGUUUUUUUCGUUCAAUUUUCAUCCAAUUGUAAUACAAAUUUAUCACUGCACUCUAUUUACUAUCAACUAUCUAGAUAAUAGUGAAAUAAAUUUCAACAGUGGCUUUGUGAAUUUGAGCGAAAAAACUGUUUUUUAAUAGUUGAUGGUUAUUUGAACCUUACCUUCUCAUUGUUUAUUUGGGUUAUCAUCAUCAUCAUCAUCAUCAUCAUCAUCAUCAUCAUCAUCAUCAUCAUCAUGGGAGGAAUUAAUUAAAGUAUUCUUGUAGAAAUCCCUGAAGAAAUCUCAGCAGAAAGCCAGCGAAGAUUUCUGGCGGGGUCCCUGAAAGAAACCUGGAAGGUAUCCUGAUAGACAUUUCUGAAAGAAUUUUUGAAGCAACCUAUGAAAGAAUCCCGGGAGAAGAAUCCAGAAUAAGAUCCUGGAGAAAUCAUAGACAGAACUUUGGACAGAAAUCCCUGGAAAAUAACCAGGAAGGAUCAAUGAAGAAUUCCCGGGAAGAAUCUCGGGAGAAAUCAAUGUACAAACUUCGGGGGGAAUAUCUGAAACAAUCCAGAGAGCAACCUUUGGUUGAGCGCUCAACGCGGACGGACGCACGGCCGUCCAACUGAGUUUGCACCGAUCAUAUGGUCGGUGACGAAGUAUGUGUCAGUCGAGCUUCAAUAUCAACAUUCUUAAAACAAUACGAGCACACUUGUUGUUCGUAGGCCGCGAGAGUGCGGGAGAUUGGCAUCUAAGAGCCGAAAGAGAGAUAAAGUUGUGAAAGACGGACCCGGUUUAGGGUGGUGCUUCGAAUCCAGUUUGACUUUCUAUUCUGCAGAGUUGUAACUUGUUCUGUAGCUCAGUUGGUUAAAGCGCCGGACUAGCGAUAACGGAGUCGUGGGUUCGAAUCCCACCAAAACAAGUGGUAAUUUUUUCACAAAUUUAUCUCUCAAUUUGCCAAUUAAACGUACUUUGCCUUCAGGAUAUCAUCUGAAUUUUUUUUGUGAUGGAAAAUGUUUUCCAUUUUUGCAGAAACCAUUUUUUGUGAAAUUUUGUUCAAAAAUGGUUUCUGCAAAAAUGAAAAACAUUUUCCACAACAAAAAAAAUCAAGAGAUACCCUGAUCCAUACUCUACAUGUGUACGAAAACCGAUUAAUUAAUAAAAAAUCAAAAACCAAAAAGUGAGGAAAUGCUUCCAGUUUCGCCUUAAGAAUUAGAGGCGUUUUUUUAUGAAAUCAGAGUUUUUGGAAUGCUGAUAGGGUAUUGGUUCCCUUAUUAAGCAUGUGGCUCCCAUUUUCAUCCUACGAAAAACAAAGGAUUGAAGCGCUGUUUGUUUUGUUUCGUAUUUUUGUAUUUUUUGUUAGAAGUGAGCACGCAUGAAAACAAAAACAACGGAAUCGAUCGGUGCCGUAAUCGCUUGUUUUCGAAUAGGAUGAACAUGGGAGCGUGAGAUUACUGAUGGCACACAUACCCUAUUAUGAGUGGAAGCAAAACUAAAAAAAAAAUCUCUCGUGGUUUUCAAUUUUUUCUUUUUUCUAAAAUUUUCAUAAUAAUUAGAGAGGCGUUAUUUAAAAAAGAGUAUUGAACCCCGACUAUUUUUUAGAGAAAAUAAUCAAUUUCUUUUGAACGGAAUGACACAGCAACAAUCUCUGCGCACGAAAGUCUACAGUUUUGAAAGCUCUCAAAGUGGUUCAUAAGUAACUUUGAUGAGAAAUUUGAAAUUGAAAACACAUUUUUUACUCAAUAUGCAUUGUAUAGUGAAACAUCGAGAGCUUAUCGUUAUCGCUCUAAGUCUGUCGUCAGGUCCUGGAUGCCAGUCGUUUCCAUAUUUUUAUUACUUUAAUUUGUUAAUUAGAGCUUUAUUAACACCCAUUAACAACCAAUCUUAUCGUACUUUGUAUUCUCAUAGCCUACAAUUGUGUCUCCCGUUACGACCUGCCAUCCAUUUUACCACGCCCAAAAGUAGUAAUAAAAUAAUGCAAAUCGUCGAAAUAUGUUACUCAGGCAGUAAACGCCCAUAUGUAAAUUACGUGGAAAUUAGGAAACAAAGCCUUAUUUAUUGUGAAUCAGUACCAUACAGCUUACCCAUUCAGUAUCAAACCGCCGAAAAGAUGCGUUGGUUUAGGAAGAAAUCGAAAUCGCCAUCGAAAACAAUAUUCAACGAAUAUUGUGCCACCAGCUCGGUGCACGGAGUGCGUUACUUCAGCGAUCCGGAGCGAACCGUGUGCGAAAAGUUUUGGUGGAUAGUGAUGUUUCUUGUGUCGGUGGGCGGCUGUGUCAUGCUGAUUGGGAGUACCUGGCAAAAGUGGAACCUAACGCCGAUAGUGGUGAACUACGAAAACCAACCGGUUUCGAUCACGGAAAUUCCGUUCCCGUCGAUUACCAUCUGUCCACCGGGAAGGAUAUCCAAGCCGAGGUACAACUUCGGCAAGGAAGCUAAUCAGAUCCAGCAAAGCGAAGCAUAUGAAAAUGCGUCGGACCACUUUCUGGCGGCAGUUCAGCUUUGCCAGCAUAUUCUCAAGCUGAGUAAACUCUAUAGCAAGGAUCUGCCGGAAAAGAAGAAUCCAUUAAGUUAUUCGUUGGUAGUAGCGAAUAUUUCUGUCCCUAUGGAAGACUACAUAGGGAAAUGCGAUUUUGAUGAAAGAAGUCAGGUGAUAUAUUACCUCCAAUACGUUAUGACAGACAUGGGUUUAUGUGUCAAUUUUAACAUGCUCCGUGAGGAUCGUAUGUUACGAGAGGAAUCAUUUCCCGUGAGUGAUCCAUAUAUGUUCCUUCGCGGCUACCCCCUCCGUUUAGGUUAUGACGAAGAUAGAAGUGUUCGGGAAAUAGAUGAGCUUUUGCGGCGAGCUAACCAACAAAUCCGAAACACCACUUCAAAUGUAACAUUGGCUAAAGAUUCUCGACACGCUCGAAAAAGAUCUGGUACUAGAAAACGUAACGAUUAUGAUGUCUGGUUCCCCGAAGAAGGAUACGUAAAAGAAUAUACGAAGGAUAUUGUACCCUAUCGUGGAUUGGGAGUUGGAAAGUACGCGGGAUGCAACUUAAUCUUAACUGGGCGCAAAAACGAUUUGAGCAAUGCAUGUGAGGAUUCGCUAAACCGAGGACACAAAGUACUGCUACAUUCUCCGGCGGAUUAUCCACAAAUGAUAAACUCGGUCGUGAUCCCAUUUGAACACGUUACUCAGAUUGCUGUCAAACCUCUCGUCGUCAAAACAAGCCCCAAGCUUCGUGGCUAUCCACCUGAAACGCGUCAAUGUUACUUCGAGGAUGAACGCUAUCUGAAGUACUUUCAAAUCUACACCCAGAACAAUUGCGAGAUCGAGUGCCUAUCGAACUACACAUAUGAGCGUUGCAAAUGUGUGAAAUUCAGCAUGGUGCGUUCCGAAGGAAUGCAGGUCUGCGAAACACGAAAUCUUGGCUGCCUUCAGCAAGCCAUGUCGGAGUUCAUCAAAGUUGAGUCCUCGUCUAGCCAAAAGUAUGCAAAUGCUGUACCCGAACUAAAUGCCCUAAAUUUCCGGGCAAAAUGUAGCUGCUUUCCAUCCUGCACUUCGUAUCAGUACGAUUUUGAAAUACUGAAACAAAGUUUCACGAGUGGAGGGAACGUCGAAGGUGUGAGAGCGUAAGUAUUAUGCAAGUCCCAUGAUCCAGUUCAUCCUUUCAUCGACCUCAUCGUUUUAGAGAUUACUUGGGAACGCUCAGCGUUUUCUUCAAGGAACCGCAGUUCUUUGCGAUGGUUCGAUCGGAGCUGUACGGAUUGACGGACUUCAUUGCCAACUGUGGAGGACUGCUGGGACUGUUCACGGGUACCAGCUUGUUGAGCUUGAUUGAAAUUGCCUACUUCUGUUUCGUUAGACCCUUGAGCAAAAGAAAGCAACACUCCAAUCGGGUCAGUGAUGUGGAAAAACCUACUCCAACUGUGGAUACGGUUUCAUCGGCUGUGAAGAAAGGCGAAGAUUUGAAUGUAUAAUUAUAACGAAUAGUAAACAAUGUGUUUCAAUAAGUUGGGAGAACAAUUUAAAAAAAAACCCUAAUUAAUCCACCUAGCGGUGAUGGCGCCUUCCUCGUGCCUUCGAAAACACAUUUUAACAAAACUCAAGUCACAUGUAGAUGAAUAUCGCACUUUCAUACGUUAAACAAAAAUCCAUUACAUGCCACCAGAAAUCAUAUCGUUUAUGUAACUUUGAUGUUUGCGCCUAUAUGUCUUAAGGACAUAUAUGAGCGAAUCCACAGAUGGCUGUCACAAUGGCUGCCUUGCAAAUACCGAAAGCACGGAUCUCGUCAUCUAAACAACAAACAGAGCUGAAGAAGCAAUGAGUAGCCUUGCACACUCGUGAUAAACAUUGAGUAGCAUUUUCGUUUUCGGGCGUUUUGUGGAUGACGAGAUCGGUGCUCUCAAAAAUGCGAGUCAAAAAUGUACCUGGACGCUCUCCCAUUUCACCAUAACAAAAAGCCGCUAUCUUGAACUUUGAGCCGCAAUUUUGGAUUUAAGUCCGCCAUCUUGACUAUUCUGGUCUUUAUUUUUAGACUCCACAUUUCUUCCCCAUACCAGAUAUACCCAUAUUGCAUGGUUUCAAAGCCCAGAACUCCAUAGAACAGCCACCAUCUGGUCACCAUUUUUUGGAGUCCACAAUUCGUCCCUAUAUCAAAUAAACCCAUAUGACACGGAUUUGGAGCUCAAAACGCCAUUAAACAGCCACCAUCUUGAAUUUGGAGCCGUCAUCUUGGUGUUUGGGCCACCAUUUUGUAUAUUGCGGUCGCCAUUUUUGACUCCAGACAUCUUCCCUAUACCAAAUAUACCCAUAUUACAUGCAGUUAGGGUCUCAAACUGCUUUAAACAGCCACCGUCUUGAAUUUGGAGCCGCCAUUUUGGAUUUUAGAUCGCCCUCUUGGAAAUUGUGGUCGUCAUUGCUUGACUCCGGAUAUCUUCCUUAUACCAAAUAUACCCAUUUUUCAUAGUUCUAGGGCCUAAACUCCAUUAA
Aedes albopictus (Asian tiger mosquito) is the source of this 6106-nucleotide messenger RNA. RefSeq names its product pickpocket protein 28-like. Gene Ontology annotation, biological process: sodium ion transmembrane transport. Gene Ontology annotation, molecular function: ligand-gated sodium channel activity. The record is from RefSeq and is a predicted model, not a curated record. Lineage: Eukaryota; Metazoa; Arthropoda; Insecta; Diptera; Culicidae. The transcript is spliced from 2 exons. Bases 2834 to 4750 code for a protein of 638 amino acids. Gene Ontology annotation, cellular component: plasma membrane.